Messenger RNA from Oncorhynchus mykiss (rainbow trout), 3986 nucleotides. Its product is annotated as sushi repeat-containing protein SRPX2. Gene Ontology annotation, biological process: positive regulation of synapse assembly; positive regulation of cell migration involved in sprouting angiogenesis; cell-cell adhesion. Gene Ontology annotation, molecular function: signaling receptor binding. NCBI's taxonomy places the organism in Eukaryota, Metazoa, Chordata, Actinopteri, Salmoniformes, Salmonidae. The record is from RefSeq and is a predicted model, not a curated record.
ACUUGUUCCUCAACUAGCCUACUUGGUUAAAUAAAGGUGAAAUAAAUCAAGAAAUACCUCAAUCACCGCAGUAAAUAGAAGUAGCUGAGGUGGGAUCUUUAGAGGGACCUGAAGGAAUUACAAAGAGAGCAGGGAGUAUUUCCCGAACAGAAACUCAACCACUCUUCUAACAUUAUUUUUCAGUUAAAAAAAGAGAGAGCAAAGAAGCCCAAAUAUCCCAUCUAUGCAUUUUUUCAUUAAGAAAAAGUUUUGUAGGUGAAUACAAGUCAUCACUGUAGUAAGCCUACAGUCACAUGAGUUCUCUAUCUAGCCCUCCUCUGUUGAGCAUGUCACCCCUUCUCAGACCUGUGUAAUUACAUCUCCAAUCACAGACAAAUGGUUGAGUGUGCACAGACCAGCUGUGCCAAGGUCCUCAUUUGGCCCCUACGAGACAGUGAUUCGAGUCACCUCAGAUCCACCCAAACUCACCCCUGGCUGGUCUCACUGUGAUGCGUGCUGUGUCUAUCUGCUUUACAACCUGCAGGCGGCCAUAGCAGCUGCCUGCAUUAGUGUAAUAACAUAAAAGAGAUAUUUGAAUAUUGAUACCACUUGCAUGUCUACUAUGAGACAUGGUACACAGGAUUUGAAUCGCUGCUGAAAUGUAAAACUGUCUUGAAUGCCAAAGAGUUUGUUUAUCCUCACUUGGAUUUGCAAGCACGAGGGAGACUUGGGUGCUAGGAAUCUGAGGGCAUGUUUACGUGUUAUUCAGAGUCAGACUGUAAAUAAGGCAUUUGAUGAAAGGUGUUUGUAAGUAAACAUCAUUGUACAUUUAGCAGCCUAUUGCAAGUGCCCAAAUUACCAUCAUUAGAAACGUUGUUGAGAUUUGUCACCAUGAGUUGAAUUUCCAUUGGUCUAAAUUACACAUUGGCUAGCCCCUGUCUACUGGGUAAGCUAGUAUCUGGACCACUUUGUUGUUACAAGUACUCCGUUGGAGAGACAAGGGGGGAAAAAAUCAAAUUUUUCUAAACAGAAGAGUCCCUUUUAAAUAUCCUUCAAGAGAUUGGGUUUAUGAAAUAAGAUAGACCACAAGUGAGGGGAAAGAAUGAGUGUGGUAAGGGAGAUGUAAUGUAUGGAAAGUUAGAUUCAGCUCCUUGGUUUAAAGCUACAGUGAAAACGAUGAGGCAAAAACACUAACUAGUUACAGUAAUACGCUCAAAAUGGAGGAGAGGACCUCUGCUUUCCAACGUUGUCCUCUUCACGUGUCAUGAUCUCAGUGCACAUUCAGUGCAAUGUGUGCCCAGUUAAGUCCUUUUCCUACUUUCUUUGCUAUCUUAUUUUCCUUCCAUGUGACGCUAAAACACUUUUACGUUGAGUUGAAUGAAACUUUAGCAAACCAGAAAGCCUGGCCCUUUUUCAGAGAUGUACUAGUUUUCACUGGACUUCAGUUUUGGAUCCCAACCAGGUUUUUUCCCCCAACUUCCCUUUAUGGAAAUGGCUCAGGAAUGGACCAGUAUUCAGGCUGUGCGAACCUGAGAAUUUGUGGCGAAAUUUUAGUGGAAUUUCUAAAUUCCUGUAUGUUUUUUUAGCCAAAACCAAAUUCGCACUCUUUCUAUUUCAUUAAUGAGUUGUAAGUUCAUUAAUUAUGCAUGAAGUAGAUCGAGACCAGUCUUAAAAGCCAGGUAACAGCGUUUAUUUCAAGAGAGUACUAACCACAUACACAUAUUUCCACAGGUUAUAAAGUGAAAAUGACGUCAGCGUUUUCUAAACGUUCUAUCUAUUUCACAAGUAGAGGGCCCUCUAGCUCUCGAGCCUUCGCGUUAUCAGCACGAAGUCAAGGCCAGUCAGUAUAAAUCAACAUUCUAGACAGUCUGGAGAUGGGCCGUUCCUGCCACCUGGAGAUUGUACAACUGAAUGAAAUAAGGAACAGACCUUCAUUGUUACUAAACUCCUGACUACAUUAUAUACAAUUGGGAAUGGGAGCAAGAGAGAAAAUUCACAUGUACAGUACAUUAUAGCAUUUAGACUAGUCAGUUCUGAUUGGAAUGUAUACAUAAUUAGUCAUUUCAACCAUAAUUUCCUCUAACAGGAAACAAUUAGCAUUAGAGGUUCUCUGCAUGACCUUUAUUCUACUCUUCAUGUUCUACCUCAAAAUAAUUUCAUAUGUAUCACAAAUAAUCUGAUAAGUACAUGUAGGUUAAUGUGUGGGAAAGAAAGUACAUAUCGCCCAUAAAUACAUUAGUAGCUGACAAAUAGUUUUUAUCUGUUUAUGCCUUGUUGCUAUGACUGAUUUUAGAGCUAAUAAUAGUGUGUCGUUGGUUUCAGGCUCUGGAACCACAAUGCACAGCAGCUACAAUGAGGUUGUGCCAGAGGAGGAGUACUACACUCCCCAACUGAACUACAGGAAUCUAAGAUGGUGUCACUUUCUGACCCUGGCCAAUGGGGAUGUGACCUGCCACUUCCCCCGAGGAGAGAACUACCGCAGCACCCUAGACACCCGCUGCGAGAUGACCUGUGACCGUGGCUACAAGCUGCUGGGCAGAUCCUCGGUGCAGUGCAUGCCCAACCGCCGCUGGUCUGGGACCAGUCACUGCCGCCAGGUUCGUUGCAACGUGCUGCACCUGAUCUGGCAUGGCACGUACCACUGCACCCAGGGUUAUGUGGUGGACUCCAGCUGUGGCUACAUCUGUGAGCUGGGGUACCGGAUCGAGGGGGACCACUCUCGUACCUGUCUGGAUGGGGGGUCCUGGAGUGGGGCAGAAUCCAUCUGUGCAGGUGGUGUUGGGUUUGAUAUGCCUGGAGCCCCGGCAGCUCCCAUGGGCAUGUCUCCCAUCCACAUAAACACAACACAGAUACUCAUCUAUGUAACACUGAUAGGCCAGGGGCCAGAUACCAACUUUAAAGAGGGGAUGAACAUUAUCCGGCACACAGCACAUGACCAAGCCAGAAACAGGGCUGCCUGCAAGUUCAUUGUUCGUGUGGAGGUCAGGAGGUGUCCAGUCCUCAAGCCCCCUCUCCAUGGUUACCUCACCUGUAACUCUGACGGGAACAACUACGGGGUGGUGUGCGAGUACCACUGUGACAGGGGCCAGGAGAGGAGGGGGAUCUCCAGCCGUGUCUGCCAGUUCGACCACAGCUGGACUGAGGCCCCUGCUGAGUGCGUCCCAAUGGAGUUUAAAACAGAUGUGGAUACAGCUUCUGGCCUCCUGGACCGGUUCUACGAGAAGAGGAGGCUUCUGAUUGUGUCGGCACCUAACAUAGCCCAUGGAGACUACAAGCUCCAGAACCUUAUGGUACAGAAAGCAGAUUGUGGUCUGGACAUAAGAGGAGUGACAGUGAUUGAGCUGCUAAGGUCCCCUCCUCGAGAAGUGGGCCACAUCAAGGGACGUCACCUGGACAUUGAGGGUCUGAGGCAGGCUUUACGGAUCUCCAGAUCCUACUUCAACAUGGUGCUGCUAGACAAGGAUGGUUUGGACCACGAGAGAUUCCUCACACCCACCACAUCCGAUGAGCUCUUCUCAUACAUCGACAAUAACCUUUUGGACGAAGAAGAACAGAGGCGGUUGGAGUUAGACCUCUGACUAAGAGUGCCCCCUGGUGGCUUGGAGGUCAGACACUUUUACAAAGAUAUCAGCUCAGAGGAAGGCUGGCCCAGAAUAGAGAGAGAAACAAGAAAACGGAUAACAGCUCUGCUAGUCAAAUGUUUCCAUUGGCUGAUAAACCUGAAAAACAGGCUAAGAUCUUCAUUAAUGAUGUUUACAUAUCUUGCACUACUCAUCCCAGAUGUAUAUACUUCAUCUAAAAGUAUAGAGAUUGUUGGUGUAUUGUUAGAGAAUGAAACAUAGGUACCUUUACUUCACCUUCCAUACUGCACAGACGGGUAUAACAAACGUGGAUAAUUAAAGGUUCAGUCACUUCAUAUUUUUAUUUAUUUGGUGAAUUAAAUAUUUGAUACAGUCAUAGGACUCAAAAGAGCAUAAAAGUUGAGAAAUAAAAUGAGUCUCCUUCAC